AUGGCAAUCAUACAUUACCAGGAAAGUCCAGGAACAGAGCAUUUUCUCCCUCAUGGAGAGGAUCAGGGAAUUAUUGGUGACCCAGGUUUGCUUGGACGAGAUGGUAUUGAUGGAAUUGAAGCUUAUCAAGGUCUUCAAGGUAGUGAAGGACGUCAUGGAGUUCUGGGGAAGAAGGGAGAAAAGGGAUAUAUGGGACAGCAGGGUCCCGAGGGUCCACGAGGAAGAUCUGGACCACCAGGUCUGAAAGGAGAAGCUGGACGUCCGGGUAGACCUGGAUUUAUUGGUCCACCUGGAGCUACUGGUCAUGUGGGACUUCCUGGUGCAUCUGGGCUCAAGGGCAAUCCUGGAAUUCAAGGCGUCAAGGGUCUAGAAGGACAGAAGGGAGAAAAGGGAGUAAAAGGACCAAAAGGGAAAGUUGGGGAAACGGGUCCAGUGGGGGCAGAAGGACUUUCUGGAAGGAGAGGACCUCCAGGAGAGGUUGGGGCUCGUGGUCGAGAAGGAGAGCAAGGUCCUUCUGGUGAUCCUGGAAUCUCUGGAGAUAAUGGGCCUAUGGGAUCCACGGGCCCAUCUUUCCCAGCAUCCCGUGUUAUAGAAGUUUGUCAGAAGUUUGUUAUAGAACAGAUGUCAGCAUAUGCGCAGUCUGUGCGACGACAGUGUGCUAGUGUUUGCCCCUUGUAUGGUGAUGUGCCUAUGGGAGCACCUGGACCGGUAGGACUGCCUGGGCCACCUGGACCACAAGGUAAAUCUGGAAUUAAUGGACUUGAUGGGGAAGACGGUCCAGAGGGCUUUUACGGUGAAGGUGGAGAUCCAGGAAAACAAGGGAAACAAGGUGAACCAGGUGAUAAAGGAGACAAGGGUCUGAAGGGAUAUGGCCUUGUUGGAUUUGGAGGCGACCCAGGACCAAGAGGGGACAGAGGGAAACCAGGACUAGGAUUUGAUGGAGGACCAGGUCUAAUGGGUCCUCGCGGGCACAGAGGACAACCUGGGCAGAGAGGGUAUACAGGAGAAAGAGGACCACCAGGACUAUGCAUAACUACUGUUUGUGAAACAAGUCAGUCUACAGGAGAACCUACAGAAGAGCCUGACUCAUAAUGAGCUCAAUGGGCACAGAAUGGACCUUUAUUGUUUACUUGUAGGAGGUGGCUGCAAAGGAUAUCUUUCAAUUCGUUUUGUGUGGAAGACUGGAGGUUACAUUUUAUUUGACAUGCUAACUUUUGUAAAUAAAGGAAAAUUACAUUUAAAGGUUAAGUAAUUGUGAUUUAAUGCAAAAAAAAAUAAUCUUCAUACAAUUUAUCACUUGUAGUUAUUUAUUUAAAAAAUGAACAAAAUAUUUUUUUUCUCUAUGGAAACUAGCGCCAUAUUUAUCAAUAAGUAUCUAUGGCACAAAAAGAACAUAAGCAACUUAAAGGCCAUCGUUAUAAAUUGUCCUGUUAAUAUAGCUACUCUCUUUUGUCACUGCUGAAUAUAAAGAUAGGAGGAAAGUCACUGAAUUGUAUUACUUGGUAACUAUGUAAUAAAACAC
Molecule: messenger RNA, 1522 nt
Organism: Pseudophryne corroboree (corroboree frog)
Lineage: Eukaryota; Metazoa; Chordata; Amphibia; Anura; Myobatrachidae
Product: collagen alpha-3(IX) chain-like
Exons: 13
Coding region: 1-1092 (363 amino acids)
Biological process (GO): extracellular matrix organization
Molecular function (GO): extracellular matrix structural constituent conferring tensile strength
Source: RefSeq, a predicted model, not a curated record